This is a messenger RNA of Octopus bimaculoides (California two-spot octopus), 507 nucleotides long. RefSeq lists its product as uncharacterized. Gene Ontology annotation, molecular function: calcium ion binding. Lineage: Eukaryota; Metazoa; Mollusca; Cephalopoda; Octopoda; Octopodidae. The record is from RefSeq and is a predicted model, not a curated record.
AAAGAAAGUGAAUCAGACAGUAUAACAUGCAUAACGAGAGAGACAGAUUUAUGGUCAGACAUAAAUUUUGGAGGUAGAAUAAUUCAAACUGGACAAAAAAAAAAAAAAAUACACUACUAAAGUAAAAGAUUAUUCAUUAGAAUGUAUCAGUACAAUUUUGUCUUCCUCAUACUUACCUUGUGUUUCAAAUUUUUCAGUGGAGCAGCUAAUUUGUAUACUCCGCAUCACCAAAGAUUUGACCCCUUCUGGAAAUAUGGAAAAUGUUCAUAUACAUGUACCAAAAGAUUAACAAAAUUUGAUGUAAAGAUAAUGAGAUGCCCUCACAAUGUCUUUAUGGUGUGUCCUCGUACUUUCACUAAAUAUUAUCUGAAAAAGCAAAAAUGUGUCAAGUGUUGUGCAGGAUUUAGUAAAGUCGAUUUGGGAAUCUGUAAAUAUAAAGACUGUUUUUUACAUUGCAAAGGCACAAAGCAUGAAAUUUCUGAGGAGAAGGAUAGUCAAUUGCAUUGA